Molecule: messenger RNA, 1167 nt
Organism: Dendronephthya gigantea
Lineage: Eukaryota; Metazoa; Cnidaria; Anthozoa; Malacalcyonacea; Nephtheidae
Product: sodium/calcium exchanger NCL2-like
Exons: 7
Coding region: 47-529 (160 amino acids)
Biological process (GO): intracellular calcium ion homeostasis; calcium ion transmembrane transport
Cellular component (GO): membrane
Molecular function (GO): calcium:proton antiporter activity
Source: RefSeq, a predicted model, not a curated record
AGACGAAGAAGAGAACAAAUAUAUUGUUGGACUCAAGUGUUUCUUCAUGUUGAGUGGUGGUGUUGCAAUGGUGACGAUAUUCUCCGACCCGAUGUGUGAUGUUCUCAGUGGUAUAACGGAUGAAAAAAAUGCCGAAAAUGGCGGUAGCUACAUCAACAUAAGUCCGUUCUACGUGUCGUUUGUUGUAACUCCGAUUUGCUCGAACGCGUCCGAGCUGGUCUCUUCCCUUCUCUUUGCUGCCAAGAAGAAAAAAGAGAACGUGUCCAUGACUUUCUCUCAGUUGUAUGGCGCAGCAACAAUGAACAACACCUUGUGUUUGGCCAUCUUCUGUGCAUUGGUCUACUUCAAGGACCUUGAAUGGUAUUACUCUGCAGAGGUGACAGUGAUCUUGCUUGUGCAAUGGUUCGUCUUCGCCAUGGGUUAUACUACAACCUACAAGUUAUGGAAGCUCGUUCCCGUUGGUUUCUUAUACAUAUUUUCAAUCAUCUUGAUCGCCAUCCUGGAAAGCAGUGCAGUUGGAUGGAAAUAGACAAUUUUUCUAUAUUUUAAACGAUUUUUCCUGUGAAUGCAGAUUUGUAUUUUAAUGUACGUGUGGCGCACGACGACUUGCAAAACGUGAUGUAGUAAUCGAAAAGAACAGUGAAAAUACGAAUGUUAGUGUGUACUUCAUGAUAUAGCACAUGAAAGUUUUUUAUUCAAUGCAAUUCGCACAGCGAACACGUGCCAAAAAUUGUUAGGGAAUGCUAAAAACUAUAUUAAACUAAAACAGAUUGAAGAAUAUAUAAAAAGUGAUACUUCGUAUUCAUAUAUAGGUCUUUUGAAUGAAAUACAUUUUGGUUGGAAGUAUAGCCUUCAAUCUAUUUUAGAAUUGCACACCAAAUAUGAACUAUUAUUGUACUUAUAGUCUAGUAAACAUAUAGUGUUCGCGUUGGCCAGCUGUUCAAAAUUCGGCUAUUUUACAAUAGCUCAAGCUCUCUAGCACUUUAAGUUUAAAAAGUUUUUCUAGCCGAGCCCAGUCGUGCAACCUCACAAGAUACCUAGCAUAUAACUGAAAAUGGUACUGAGUAAAAAAUCGAGUUUUCUACAUCUGGCGUACCAAGAAAAAACAUAGCCUUUUUAUAAUUUUUUGAAAUUGAUAUAAUUUGUGUAUUUUACUGUUUUCUGCUG